Molecule: messenger RNA, 411 nt
Organism: Protopolystoma xenopodis
Lineage: Eukaryota; Metazoa; Platyhelminthes; Monogenea; Polystomatidea; Polystomatidae
Source: the annotation of a GenBank genome assembly
AUGCAGCAGCAGCAGCAAUUUAUGCAGUAUUUGCAUUCCGGAUACGCGCCUCAGGUGGCCACGUACCAGUUAGCGAUGAAGGGAGAGGAGGAGGAGGAGAACACCGAGAACCAGUCUAAGCUGGAGGAUCUUCUGUCUCGUCACCAGAACUCAGAGCAGGCCGUGUACUACGACCCAUCCGUCUGGCUGUCGACUAGGAGGGGCUCUUCUGUCCUUGAAGCCGCCGACGGACAAACCGGCGUCCUGGAGCCCGGCGCCAAUUUCACCGACCGAGGCUUCCCAGAGCGGCGAACUCGUCUGCAUGGAAAUUUUAGAGCAGGUGGACGAGCCCAUUCUGCCGUACGAGCAGAGCUCCUGAGCGGAGAGGAGACCGUCCGUCUGCCGGGCCUGGCGCGACUGGUUGAGGGAUGA